Molecule: messenger RNA, 1026 nt
Organism: Lactuca saligna
Lineage: Eukaryota; Viridiplantae; Streptophyta; Magnoliopsida; Asterales; Asteraceae
Source: the annotation of a GenBank genome assembly
AUGCCUUGUCCGCAUACAUCCGAUGUUUUUGCCGACAUACUUUAUGUUACUUUGUGUGAUUGGAAUCUUGAUAGGAAAGUGUCAACUCUUACUGUGGAUAAUUGUACCCCAAAUGAUGCAAUUAUCAGGAUAUUAUUAGAGAAACUUCCUCUAAAAUCACUAAUGAUGAAUGGUGAUUUGUUUCAUAUGCGUUUCUGUGCACAUAUUCUCAAUCUUAUUGUCCAAGAUGGCUUAUAUCUAAUUGAAAUUGAGAUUGAGAGAAUCAGAGAGAGUGUUGCAUUUUGGUCUGCAUCUCCAAAGAGGGAGCAAAAUUUUGUGAUAGUAGCAGAACAGUUGAGAAUACCAUACUCGAAGAAGUUGAUACUUAACUCCAAGACAUGGUGGAACUUUACAUUCUUGAUGUUGAGUGUUGCUAUAAGCUACAAAGAAGUUUUCGAGCGAGUAAAGACAAGAGACCCGAAGUAUACAUGUUUUCCUACAGAACAGGAUUGGGAGUUGGCUAGUGAGAUUUGUGAAAGAUUACAGCUUUUUUAUGAGGUGACUGUUAUGUUCUCUGGUGUUUAUGGUGGUUCAGUUCCCGGUUCAUCUUCAUUUGGUUCUAGUAUCUCUUCCGGUCAUCGUGCUGGAUUCAAAAAGCUCUUAUCGGAUAUUGUUUCCAUUACUAGAGAUGAUGAUGAAUUAGGAGGUAUGAGUGAGUUGGAUAACUACUUGAAGGAGAAAUUGUUGCCUAAAGACAUGGAACUUGAUUUGUUGGCGUGGUGGAAAAUAAAUGGGAUUAAGUACCCGACACUACAAAGGAUAGCUAAAGAUAUAUUACCUAUUCCUGUUUCCACUGUUGCCUCGGAAUCAACUUUCAGCACUAGUGGAAGAUUAGUAAGUCCUCAUCGUAGUCGACUUCAUCCAAAGACAUUGGAGGCUUUAAUGUGUGGUCAAAGUUGGUUGUUGAAUGAAAUUCGAGAGACCGAGGCAUAUUGUCGUUCAGUUGAAUUUGAUUAUGAUGUGGAAGUGGUAAAACGACACUUCUAA